CUGCAGGCUUCACAAAGUGCUUCGAAACUCGUCCAGAACCAGAGGCAGUGAACACAGACUCGAUGAACCCUUGUCGGCCAUGCAGAGGCAAACGACCGAGCUCAUUGUGACCCUCGUGUUUGUGCCUCUCUGUGUGCUGGCCUGGCAUUCUGUGUGGACGUGGCGGUGUUGUCUACACCGGUGGUGGUGAUGGUGAUAGCGAUGGUGAAUGUGCGGGACUGUGGUGGUGAUGAUGAUGGUAUUUGCGGUUACAGCAUCUAGGAAUCGUGGUGGUGAUGGUGGUUGUUAUGGUGGUGCGGCGUUGAUGCUGGUAACAGUGGUGGGGAUCCCGGCACACAGCCAGCAGGCAUCGGCAGCAUCCUUCCGCCUGGUCACCGCUUACACGUUAAACCGAACUGAUGACUCCACUCAAACAUUUCUCAGAGUGGGGACCUCUCCCUCCACCCGGUCCCUUACCUUGGCUCUGCAGACUGACCUGACUAACUGUGGAUGCAAUGUCACCGGGAAUUACUCAGGUCGCGUCCUCCAGGUGACAGGUGGCUACACAGGUGAUGCGCUCAAAGUCGUGGCGCAGAGGUACCAGCAUGUGGGGGGCGUUGGAUCAGCUGAGGAGUUGGUGAGCGUAGCGUGGCACCCCGAGGAAGAGAUGCUGUUCAUGGCGGCUCCCAGGACCACCCUCAGCCUGGCCAGCGGGCAUGAGGGCCAGGCGGGGCAGUGGUGGCGGCUGUGGUUGAGAGGCGGUGAGGAAGAGCGCGGCAAGGCCUCCAGUGGUGACCCCGCGCCGCCUCAGCUUGACCAAGAGCGAGACGCAGCCGGAACCGAGGCAGGACGGGGCGUGGUGGUGCGCACUCAGUUCUCUGAAUCCAUCUUUGGCGUAUCUGUGGACUCGCUGAUGCCGGGGAAGCGUCGGCGUCUCCUGAACCUCACCGUCACGCCACACACUGGAAAACACUGGCAGGUGAGCCUACAUGUGCCAAUUAUCUCUACAGCCCUCGAGUGGGAGACGAAGCUCUGGAAAAAUCAGGGCAAGCAACAUUGGGAAGUUAAUGGGGAAGUCAAGUCUACCAAAUCUGACAUAUCGUUAGAAUUCGUUCACUUCAAGCAGGAGAAGCAGGACGAGGAGACUCAGGUCACGGAUGACAGAGGUGAGGCUGGCAGGUGUGAUGCUGAAGGUUGUGGGGACGGCAAUGUCAAGGAGCCAAAAGCCAAGUCGCGGCACCACGUCGACAGUGAUUGCGACUCAGAUUUAAGAAAAGAACAGACAGUAGACCAGAAUGAAGUUUGUAGUGGUCGAGAUCAUAAAUCAGAAGACUUAAAGCAAAAUGAUCCUGAUUCCAUAAUGGUAAAUGUAGACGAAGAAUGUUCCAGGAAAGCGGAGUGUGAUGGACCGGAAGAGUCAGUGUCAAGUGACGCUGUUCAAGAGACUACACAAAAAUUAACUUCCCGGGUUUUCAGCCUUUCUUCCAACAUGAAAACUUACGUCUCAUCUGACGGAGGACGCUGGAUUCGGAUCCUGCAGCGCACACACCUGGCAUUCUGUCCUCACGUUGGCUGGAACUUGAACCAAAUAUUUCGGUUCAAUCGUGACUGGACUGGGUGGGAGUACGUGGUGAACACCUGGGAGUGGGGCAACAUGGUGGUGAAGGCGGAGUGGGGCGUCUCUCUCCUGCAGUGGUACCAGAAAACUUUCAGCUUCUCUUUCGACCAGGCGGCGGCGCUCCCCUCCACGCAGCUGGUCCUGGAUUUCCGUGACUGGUGGAGCUACAAGGUGUGGCUGAAGUGGCCGGUCCUCGCGUCCUCCCUCGCCGCUUCCCUCACGCUUGGUCGCGACAGUCACACACUGCUGGGUGAGUCAGACCGUGUGGGGGUGACGUGGGAAGUGAAGAAAGUGGACGAGUUUCUGGGUGAGGACGCCGGAAAGGUGGUGGCGCGGGUGGUAGCGCGACACACCCCUGCUGGCUUGGUGGUGACCUUCCACGCCGACACCGCCAGCAUGCAGGAGCUCCACGAUACCGUCACUGCCGUCCUUGCUCAGGCCAUGGAGAGCCCUGACCUGUGUGGCGAGGUGCCUGACCACGCCACGCUUCUGAAGUUCCUGCACGACUUCCUUGGACAGUCACCGGCGAGUCUCUGGGCGGAUCUGCUGCAGGAAGUCCGUCGCCUGCUGCUGGGGUCUGGCACCGAGGCAGACUUACAUCACCUGCUGGAAGUUUUCAGGGAGGAAAUGGGGACAGCAGAAGGCGUAGGAUUGUGGGAGGCAGUAUGGACGGUGCUGGAGCGGGCGGGGCUGCUGCGUUCCCGCGGCGAGGAGGUGGAGGUGGUGGUGCCCUCCGAGUGGAUUAGGCUGGCGCAGGGGUGGUUCACUUGGGCUGUCAUGGGAGGCGGCGGGCAGUGCGAAGGCAACACACUGAUGGUUAACCUGGUGGAUGCGCUGGCGGAGACCCUGAGGCGAAGUGGCAGCGGGCAAGCAACCUUUUGACCCACCAGUCAGACAAACUUUUAUGUUCGUUCUGAAGGCAAAUCAAAAGCAGGAAUUUGUUACCAAAACCAUAAAUAAAUGACGUCAUCGUACAUCUGGCAUCCAUUCGUGUAGCUGCUAUACAACACUAUAUUGUUUAUUUAUUUAUUUUUUUACUUUGUGUUGAUUAAUUGCUUGCUUAUUCUUAGAAAAUAUGUAGGCGAUAAUAUCAACAUAAAUUAUAUACAUGUAUUCAUUUCAUUGGGACUAUUCACUCCUGUUGCUACGUUCUCAUGUUCGUUUGUAUUGAAAAAUGUUCCCUUAAUUAUCAAUACACCCAACCAUCAAUAAUUAUUAUAGUAAUAUCAAAAUAAAAUGUUCAUUGUUAAAUACUGGAUCAAAAUAAAGCCAAUCAGGGACCUCGACACUUGCUUUACCAUUUACGUAAGAAAGAAAACCCCGUUGAAAAAGCAGAAUCAACUGGACUUCCGCGGGAAACUACAACAAUCAUCAUCAGUCCACUGCUAUUUCCUCCGCGUAAAAGCAAUGCAAGAUGUGCUACCUCGUUUUGGAGGUGUUUUCAGGACACAGGGAAGGAAGAUGAAACCUGACUAUCUUGCACCUCAAAGACUCAAAACAGACCACCACCACCACCACCACCACCACCACCACCACUACCUAACGCUGUGUCCAGGCUGGAAUGUGUGACCUCUCUGCCAGGAAUGUCACCGUCCUCUCACACUCUGACACCAAGUACCUCACAACAACACCUGCAAUACUACACCUCUGAGCCCCCCCGGAGCCGUUGGCUGCUCCGCACCCCAGUCAGGGAGGAGCCUCGGCCAGGCUGGCCUAUCACGUGGCGGCGGGCUUCCCUGCUCACGCUGUCAGCCAAUGGAGAAGCGAAGAGAGGCAGCUGGAGGAGGAAGAGGAGGAGGAAUACCUUUCCAGCAUGAUCUGUUUGUAAGUGUGGCUACUGCGAGGCGCUGCUGGCCUUCACACUCCAUCCCCUGCGCCCUCCUGUCAUUACAUCGCCUUUCCAGCGAAGGCAUUACUGCGAUGGUUAUGCGGCUUUUGAGGGGAGUAGCAGCCGCCCAUCGCUGGGAAGGACGCGCCUCACCCUGGCGGCCCUGCUCGGUCCCUUCCACGACUCGCAGCGAGAGAGAGAGGUCGAGGUGCGGUGGUCUCGUGGCGGAAGGCUGAAGGAGGCGGUGAAGGAGUGAAGGUGUGAAGUGUGCAGCUUCCACUUCAUCAUCCCAUGAACAGCCCACAGGAAUCUCUACCAGCACCUGGUUAUUAAACAGUGUUGUCACGCCAGGCCCAAUGUACUCCAUUGCAAUCAGGGAGUCAAGCUUCACCAGGAAAAGAGGCAGAGCGUCACCACCUUCAAGCCCCACAAGAGGUAUUAAGUAUCGUUGGGACAAAGCAAUCAGGGAAGAGUCAAGUUGCAGUAAGAAGAGUGUGUCAAGAAUUUCAAGCAGGAAGAACACGUAAAAUUCCCUUCAAGUCAUGGCGGGACCGACAGGCAACCUUCAACACUUGUGGAGGCACGAGAGCUGCAGGCAGUUUCACAAAGAAGAGGUUGCUCCUCACUCAAGUUGACGCAAGGACACAAGAAUUGGCAAGUGUUGUUGCUCCCAGGCCCUGCUGCAAGAGUUCUCCAGUCCACUCCAGUCUGGGAAGGAAGAAUGUAGCAAGUCCCUCUCUUCUGUACUCAACAACCACCACCACCACCUUCAUUCAGGCUUGGGAUAAGUUUUGUACAUUCCAGCACUUCAGUAAUAAGGAAAAAAAGUGCCAUGUUUAUAUUAUUGUUGUGUAUUUAUUCACUUAACAUUCACAUUAAAACAAUAAACAUUCAGUAUACCAUCUUGAACAUAA
Molecule: messenger RNA, 4339 nt
Organism: Scylla paramamosain (green mud crab)
Lineage: Eukaryota; Metazoa; Arthropoda; Malacostraca; Decapoda; Portunidae
Exons: 21
Coding region: 209-2479 (756 amino acids)
Source: RefSeq, a predicted model, not a curated record